GCUGGACGUGCCGUGACGACUGCCAGUACGAGUGCAUGUGGGUGACAGUGCGGCUGUACCUGCAGGGAGGGCACAGGGUGCCCCAGUUCCACGGCAAGCCGCCCUUCGCCUCGCUGCUGAACGGCCUGGCCAGCCUGGCCAUGCUGCGGCGGUACCGCGCGGCAGUGCCCCCUGCCAGCCCCAUGUACCAAACCUGCGUCGCCUUCGCGGGGGUGUCCCUGAACGCCUGGGUCUGGUCCACCGUGUUCCACACGCGGGACACGGCGCUGACAGAG
Acanthisitta chloris (rifleman) is the source of this 275-nucleotide messenger RNA. RefSeq names its product post-GPI attachment to proteins 3 (gene PGAP3). The annotation marks the transcript as partial. Gene Ontology annotation, cellular component: endoplasmic reticulum membrane. The transcript has 3 exons. NCBI's taxonomy places the organism in Eukaryota, Metazoa, Chordata, Aves, Passeriformes, Acanthisittidae. Gene Ontology annotation, biological process: GPI anchor biosynthetic process. The record is from RefSeq and is a predicted model, not a curated record. Gene Ontology annotation, molecular function: hydrolase activity, acting on ester bonds.